AUGGAGAAUCUUGAAAGAGACGAGCCACUGACGCCGGCCGGCCGUCUGUUUGUCAGCCCGGUAAUGAGCCAAAUCAUCAACUGUGUCAUUGCCGUCGAAAAUCCAAUAGAUAUUGAGGCUGUGAGGGCCGAGAUAAGCAACUCCAUAAUGGUCAAACACCCUAGAUUUUGCAGCCUUUUGGUCAAAGACUCCUGUGGCCGCGAGCACUGGCGGAGGACGGUGGUCGACGUUGACAGUCACCUCAUCAUCCGCCAUAAUACACUCUCCGAUGACCCUUUGGUUUCCGACGAAGUGGCGGUGAAUGAAUACUUGGCCGAUCUGUCAGUUUCUUCUCCUCUCGGUACUGAUAAACCAUUGUGGGAAAUCCAUCUCCUUAUGGCGUAUAACUCUGCUGUUUUUCGAGUCCACCACGCUUUGGGAGAUGGGAUUUCUUUGAUGUCCUUGCUUCUGACAUGCUGCCGGAGAGCCGAUGAUCCUGCAACGCGGCCGACCAUAGGUGGCAUUGGCGCCGGCUCCUCCCCCAUGCUUAAGCAGAGGUGGAAUUUCUGGACACUAUUGAAGGUGGUGUGGUACACUUUGGUGUACGUUUUGGAGUUUAUAAUGAGGGGUUUGUGGCUGAAAGACAGGAGCACCGCCCUAAGCGGCGGCGCUGGGGUGGAGCUCUGGCCAAGGAUGUUGGCCACGGCAAAGUUUCAGCUUGAUGACAUGAAGACAGUCAAGAGAGCAGUGGCUGACGCUACCAUUAAUGAUGUUCUUUUCGGGGUAGUGUCGUGCGGGCUUUCAAGGUAUUUAGACAUCAGAUCAACGAAAGCUUUACGAGAAGGCCUUCGGUUCACAGGAGUUGCUAUGGUCAACUUAAGACCACAACCUGGAUUGCAGGAUGUAUCCGAGCUGAUGAGUAGUGACUCGGAAACACGGUGGGGUAACAAAUUCGGGAUGCUUCUCUUCCCGGUUCACUAUCACAGAGGCGGUUCCAAUCCACUCGAGUUUGUUAAAAGAGCCAAAACAAUGAUAGACAAGAAAAAGCUAUCACUGGAGGGUCCCUGCUCGUACAAAAUCGGGGACUUUGUCAUGUCUUUUUUUGGGGCGAAGGUCGCCAGCAUUCUUAAUUACAGGAUUGUUUGUAAUACGACGUUUACUAUCUCAAACGUGAUUGGACCUCGAGAAGAGAUCACGAUUGUCAAAAACCCUGUGAAGUACAUUAGGGUGAACUCAACCAGCCUACCUCAUGCAAUCACAUUGCAUAUGGUGAGUUAUGCCGGGAGGGCAGAUAUGCAAAUCCUCGUUGCCAAAGACAUAAUCCCAGACCCCGAAGUUCUGGCCAAGUGUUUCGAAGAUGCCUUGAUCGAAAUGAAAGUAGCUGCCGAAGUUGCCAGCAGAAGUUGA
Fraxinus pennsylvanica is the source of this 1386-nucleotide messenger RNA. The record is from the annotation of a GenBank genome assembly. Lineage: Eukaryota; Viridiplantae; Streptophyta; Magnoliopsida; Lamiales; Oleaceae.